Molecule: messenger RNA, 1248 nt
Organism: Angiostrongylus costaricensis
Lineage: Eukaryota; Metazoa; Nematoda; Chromadorea; Rhabditida; Metastrongylidae
Source: the annotation of a GenBank genome assembly
AUGUUCGACAGUGUCGUUCGCGGUGGUUUUGCGGGCACUACACCGAGGGAGAUGAAGCGUGGAUUCAAUCAAACAAAGGAGAAGAACUUUGUAUGUCUUAAGGUUCUGUAUAUGGAAAACACUGAAAUGUUAGCUGAGCACAUCUCGCUGCACCAUAAUGAGAAGGACGGACCUGUCACUCAAAGCCAGCUGCUUUCAAAUGUACGGGUGAUAUUGAAUAGGACCUUCUACAUCUCUGUGAUUUGGUCACGCUACUUUUGGUUCCUUACACGAGACAGCCUUAUUGGCACAGUGAUCAUUCUGUUCGUCGCUGGUUUACUUAGCCAGGCGAUGCGGGCUGAUAUAUUACCAAGGAGUGGACUGAUUCGUAUUGAUAAGGAAAUCAAUUCCAUGGAAAUCGUCGAUUCGCGUUUGGGAAGCUUCGAGAAGAAGCGACUGAUGUGGGAGCUCCUGUACAACGAAAAACUUAAGAACUUGGAGCAGGUCAUGUUUAAUUCACUGUCGGAAAUCCGUAGUGAAACGCAGAAGUUACACGCGGAGGUUGAGCGGUAUAGAAGCGAGCAGGAAAGGCUCAUACAAGGUGCCGCCAAAACCUUUGGAAGCUACUUUGCUAAUCAGCUGAAAGGAGUUGAGGCAGAAGUAAGCAGUCGCUUGAACGAUAUCGAGUCUCGAAUUGCGGCAACGAAUGAGCAGAUGCUGAAGUAUGCGAAUUCUUGUCUUACGUUCUCAAAGUCAUCAUGCUUGGAGUCGACUGCAGGUGUGAUGGCGAGAAGGCAUGCAGUGAAUCUGGCCAGUAGGUCACAUGGUGCUUCCGUCGUUCCACAUCUCACUUCAAAGCCUGUCACUUCCGAAUCUCUGUUGUACACUUUUGUCGACGCAGUCUUUGGCCUGCAAACGUACAACUUCGCCAUCACAGAGAGGACUCACAUUAUGCCAUCUGAAGCAUUCUGUUUCGCUGGUUCUGAAGGUAAUUUGACGAUUCGUCUUUGGUCAAACACAACCAUCGAAGCGGUUGAAUACGAACACGAUUAUUGGCGUAACCACGUUCCAAUUAGCGCUCCAAAGCAUGCUCAACGCUGUACGAUGUCUGUUUAUCUUCUCGAAGAUGGUGCAGCCGUUGCACCAAAUAAUGCUGUCGUCAGCAGUGUGCUUGAUGAUCGUAAAAAUAAGCGUAAAGGAUUAAAUGUGACCGCAUUAGAAAUUAUGAUUCGCUUCGCUUAUUUUGAAAUAGGCUUCCACUUAGUGUAG